UGUAGUCCAAAUGGCAAUCUAUCUAAGAAACCUUCAAAGGCCGCUAAAGCUUAAAGCUUUACAGCUCUCUAUUUCGCCGAACAACGGCAAUGAUAAACUUCUCCGCUUCUUCUCCGGCGAAGCCGUCGAACCACAAUUGCAGAUUCUUACUCGUCUGCUUCAUUCCGUACAGGGAAUUCUGUAGUGGUGUAGAUUCUGGAUCUGAGUUAGAGAAUUGUGAGAGUGGAUACAUUGAAUCGAAAGCGGAUCCGAGGGAGGUGGAUAGGGUGUGUAAAGUGAUUGAUGAGUUGUUCUCUCUGGACAGAAAUAUGGAGGCUGUUCUGGAUGAAUGUGGGAUGAAUUUGACCCAUGAUUUGGUGAUAGAUGUUUUGGAGAGAUUCAAGCAUGCUAGAAAGUCUGCAUUUAGGUUCUUUUGUUGGGCUGCUCAGAGGCCGGGAUAUGAUCACGAUUCAAAAACUUAUAAUGCAAUGAUGGCCAUACUUGGAAAGACUAGGCAGUUUGAGACUAUGGUGUCGGUUCUUGAAGAAAUGGGCGAGAAGGGCUUACUUACGAUAGAGACAUUUGUAGUUGCAAUGAAGGCGUUUGCUGCUGCAAAAGAGAGGAAGAAAGCUGUCGGGAUUUUUGAAUUGAUGAAAAAGCACAAGUUCGAAGCUGGAGUUCAGACUAUCAAUUGUUUGCUUGAUGCGUUGGGGAGGGCAAAGCUCGGGAAAGAAGCACAGGUUUUGUUUGAGAAAUUGGAGAAUAGGUUUACGCCAAAUUUGCAGACUUAUACUGUCUUGAUCAAUGGUUGGUGUAAGGUGAAGAACUUGAUGGAGGCCGGGAAGGUGUGGAACGAGAUGGUUGACAAGGGCUUUAAGCCUGGUCUUGUUGCGCAUAAUAUAAUGCUCGAAGGGUUAUUGAGGGGUCAUAAAGCCUCUGAUGCAAUCAAACUCUUUGAGGUCAUGAAAGCAAAGGGUCCAUCUCCGAAUGCAAGAAGCUAUACAAUUUUGAUCCGAUACUUGUGCAAACAAAGGAAGAUGGACGAAGCUAUUGACUACUUUGAGGAAAUGCUUGGCACUGGAUGUGAGCCCGACGUUGCAGUGUAUACCUGUUUGAUAACGGGGUUUGGCAAUGUAAAGAAGAUGGACCAAGUCCACGGGUUGCUGAAGGAGAUGCGGGAGAAAGGGUGUCCUCCCGAUGCACAAUUAUACAAUGCCGUGAUCAAAUUGAUGACUAACCGACGAAUGCCUGAUGAUGCCGUUAGAAUGUACAAGAAGAUGAUCAAAAAUGGGAUUCAACCAACUAUUCACACAUAUAAUAUGAUGAUGAAGUCAUUCUUCAUGGCAAGGAAUUAUGAACUUGGCUGUGCGGUUUGGGAGGAGAUGAACUCCAAGGGAUGUUGUCCUGAUGAGAAUUGUUAUACUGUUUUCAUUGGAGGGCUUAUAAGGCAGGGGAGAUCAGUUGAGGCUUGUAAAUACUUGGAGGAAAUGAUGGAGAAAGGAAUGAGAGCUCCUCAACUUGACUACAAUAAAUUUGCUGCUGAUUUGAGCAGAGCUGGAAGCCCUGAUACAUUAGAGGACUUGUCUCGGAUGAUGAAAUUAUCUGGAAAAUUUGAGGUCUCGAAUCUCUUUGCAAGAUGGGCUGAGAUGAUGAAGAAAAGUGUAAAGAGAAACACCCAAUUAACUAAUGUAUGAUAUCUUAAAUGAUAUUUGUCAAUGACCUUGUGGUCAAGUGGCACGAAGUGACUCUCCUAUAUGGGAGGUCAUGAGUUCGAGUCUCGCACAAAGUAGAUUGAGAAAGUAGUUAAAAACCGAUAUUGCAUUGUAAGAUAAUGUUGUAAUUUCAUUUCUUGAAUUGCAACUACAAUCUACCAAAGAGGCUAGUUGAUGAAUUGAUAUAAGGGAAAA
Ipomoea nil (Japanese morning glory) is the source of this 1886-nucleotide messenger RNA. Its product is annotated as pentatricopeptide repeat-containing protein At3g62470, mitochondrial-like. Gene Ontology annotation, molecular function: protein binding. Gene Ontology annotation, cellular component: chloroplast. The coding region runs from base 90 to 1673 and encodes 527 amino acids. Lineage: Eukaryota; Viridiplantae; Streptophyta; Magnoliopsida; Solanales; Convolvulaceae. The record is from RefSeq and is a predicted model, not a curated record. The transcript is spliced from 2 exons.